Messenger RNA from Columba livia (rock pigeon), 4561 nucleotides. RefSeq names its product transmembrane protein 184B (gene TMEM184B). The record is from RefSeq and is a predicted model, not a curated record. Gene Ontology annotation, biological process: transport. Bases 253 to 1485 code for a protein of 410 amino acids. Gene Ontology annotation, molecular function: transporter activity. The transcript has 9 exons. Gene Ontology annotation, cellular component: membrane. NCBI's taxonomy places the organism in Eukaryota, Metazoa, Chordata, Aves, Columbiformes, Columbidae.
GGGAGGGCCCGGCGUCGCCAUGGGCUCCUGAGGCCCGCAGCGUCUCCGCGCCGGUGCCGGCGCCCGCCCGCCCGCGGGGCAGCGGGGCAGGGCCCGACCCGACCCGACCCGACCCGACCCGACCCGACCCCUCCUCACCCCAACGGGCUGGGCCGAGCCUAGCCGGACGGAGCCCCGCCUGCCCGCCGGGAGGUCUUGGCUUGUGGACGGCUCUCUAGGAAUCCCAACUGGAACGUCACACCAAAAGGCACCAUGAUAGUGAUGAGUGACAUCACGGCAGCCCCCAGACUGGGGUCAACUGCCACCACCCCAGCUGUGGCUCCCAACUUCUCCUGGAUGCCAGAGGAUGGCAGCCCCACGGCUGUGGAGCAGCCAAUAUUCCUCAUGACCACUGCUGCUCAGGCCAUCUCAGGUUUCUUUGUAUGGACAGCUUUGCUCAUCACCUGCCAUCAGAUCUACAUGCACCUUCGCUGCUAUAGCUGCCCGAAUGAACAGCGCUACAUUGUUCGGAUCCUCUUCAUUGUGCCCAUUUACGCCUUUGACUCAUGGCUCAGUCUUCUGUUCUUCACCAAUGAUCAGUACUAUGUUUACUUUGGCACGGUGCGGGACUGCUAUGAAGCAUUUGUAAUAUACAACUUCCUCAGCCUCUGCUAUGAGUACUUGGGAGGGGAGAGCUCCAUCAUGUCUGAGAUCAGAGGGAAACCAAUUGAGUCCAGCUGUGUAUACGGGACUUGCUGCCUGUGGGGAAAGACCUAUUCGAUUGGAUUCCUAAGGUUCUGCAAACAGGCUACCCUGCAGUUCUGUGUGGUGAAGCCCCUCAUGGCCAUCAGCACAGUCAUCCUUCAAGCCUUUGGCAAGUACCAGGAUGGUGACUUUGAUGUAACCAGUGGCUACCUCUAUGUGACAAUCAUCUACAACAUCUCUGUCAGCCUGGCACUGUAUGCCCUCUUCCUUUUCUACUUCGCCACACGUGAGCUGCUCAGCCCCUAUAGCCCAGUCCUCAAGUUCUUCAUGGUGAAGUCUGUCAUCUUCCUGUCCUUCUGGCAAGGGAUGCUGUUGGCCAUCUUGGAAAAGUGUGGUGCCAUCCCCAAAAUACACUCUGCCAACGUGUCUGUGGGCGAAGGCACCGUAGCUGCUGGGUAUCAGGACUUCAUCAUUUGUGUGGAGAUGUUCUUUGCAGCUAUCGCCCUGCGCCAUGCCUUCACGUACAAGGUGUACCUGGACAAGAGGCUUGAUGCCCAAGGUCGCUGUGCUCCCAUGAAGAGCAUCUCCAGCAGCCUCAAGGAGACCAUGAACCCUCACGACAUAGUCCAAGAUGCGAUCCACAACUUCUCCCCAGCCUACCAGCAGUACACGCAGCAGUCCACGCUGGAGCAUGGUCCACCCUGGCGCAAUGGUAGUCAUGUCAUCUCGCGCUCCCACAGCUGCUCGGGUGCCCGUGACAACGAGAAGACCCUCUUGCUGAGCUCUGAUGAUGAAUUCUAGGAAGGGAAGCUGCCAGCACAGGCUGUCAUUUUCCUUCUUUUGUUGUUUUUUUAAUUUUUUUUUUAAUUUAUUGAAGCAGAAAUACGCCAGUCAUAUCACUUCCUAGAGAGUGCAGAUUGCAGAAGUGGGCACUUCCCAUUAGCUUUUGUGGGUAUGGACACGAUGAGCGGUGCAGACGUGGGGAAUGGCCAGGACUCCAUUCUCGAGCCCAUUCCUUACAGCAGUGAUCGACUGGAAUUAACUGAAGCAAAGCUCCAGGGUUUGGAGCUCUGGCCCCCCACACCUGCCCUGCUUGGUGUGGAGCAUAACUGGCCAGAGCCCAGAGUUGUGGCCAAAAAUUGUUUUGAUUUUUUAAAAAAACUGGACAACCCAACUGCUUUGUAUUCUUCUUCCUGAGUGGUUGAUGUGGGCACACUUUUCUCUCCCAGCUCCCUGGUACUAGCAUCACUGUGAUCCUUGGGAAAUGGGAUUAGGGUGCCGCAAUGCGCGUUCCUGAGGACCAGACCAGAGAUUGGUGUGUGUGUAGCCAUUGCCUUGAAUACACAGUAAGGAACAUCUGCCCCCACGCUUCUAAGAACCUGGUUGUGCACUCCUGUACUUGGGUGAGCAAGGGGGAAAAGGACAGGACUUCCUUCCGCUUCCUUCGCUCCCCGCAUGGGAAGCGGGGGGGCUCCCCAUCAAAGCUGGAGCUUGUUGAACCUCAGCAGGGAUGGAAUUACUGUCUCACAAGGGCAGGGUUUUCUAAUCACCAGGUGUCCAAGCUUCCCGUCUCCCCAGCGUUCCUGUGGCAAGAAGCCUCCCUGGAGCAGCUGUCUCCUGGUAACAAGACUGAGGACUGACUAUUAUAGGUGUUGGAAGUUUGUGGAGCUCUGGCCCUUUAAUUCCUCUUUAUGAAAGGGAGAUAUGUAAGUGCUAAAAUGUUGGUUUUAUUUUUCUUUUUGUUUCGUGUCCCACAUCAACAUAGCUGCCCCUCUUACAGGUGUGGAUCGCACCAGGUAGCUGCCAGAGAAGGUCCUGGUCUCUCACAGGUAGCUCUCCCUGUGCUUGUCAUCAGUGACUUCCAUGGUGAGCUGCUCAAGUGGUGUCCUUGGGCUGGAGUAUUCAAGAAGGGAUGGUGCACACUUGCUUUUAUCUUCAUAGCUGUGCUGGGCCAAACUGGAGCAGACUCGAAAACUGACAUGACCUGGCCGCUUAAAAUUGUCUCUCUUAGUUUCCCAGGCAGCAUUUGCUGCUGCACAUUUCACAAGCCCUGCAGCAACUCUUGAUGCUAUCAGGGGUGGAGACAGCAUCCAUGGGAGUGGGAAAAGAGGCUUCCUCUUGCUUUCGUUGGGUUUUAGAUUGGCCCAUAGGUAUUUAGUGGAGCCAAAAUAAAAAUAAUCCCUCUGUAGAUCUAUCCAGAGACCAGGAAAUGCCCUUUGCUUUAAAAUGUCUAGUGGAAGAGGGGGAAGCACCCUCAAGGGCCGUAGCUCAGAUGCCCCCACCCCCAAGCAGGAAGCAAAAUGGAGAGGUUGGGGUGAGCUGCUGCAUUCUGCUUCUCCAUAGUGUCUCUGCUCCUCCUGCUUGAUGCCUACCCUGCCACCAGCAACCCUGCACGCUUCCAGAUUGCCCCUUGUUGCUCUGCUGGGAGAACUGGAGUCUGGUUCAGUGCCUGGCGUUUACCUUUCCUCUUGUCUCCUCAUCUGUGUACUUGCACAUUCGCUUUCUCUGGAGCAACUGUGAGCGAAGAGCUCCUCGUUUCCUCAGCACUGCUGCCAGAAGCCUGUGGUCAGAAGUGGGGGGAGAAGGGCUUGAAGAGAGGGAGGUUUGCUCUGGGCUGUGAGGAUAAGAUGGGGAAAGGCACAAGGACAGUAUCUCCUUCCAUACUCCUUGUGUGUCUGAGGGGAUGGUGAAGCAGGUGGGAGCAGUAGUGCUGACUCUGAGGAAGCUGGAAGCAGGGCCAGUGGUUCCAGCAGCUUCUUUGCUGCUGGAUUUCUCCAUUUGCACACAUCCUGUGAUGCCACACAAUUCUGCUUUUUCCUAAAACUCGCUGUUUAAGUGGACAUGCAAACACUAUCUGCCAGGCUUUGUGUGGGCUUGGUGUAAAACUCCAUUUCCUCAUGCAGUAAGCCACCUGGAAAGCAGGGCUGAAGAUUGAAUGGGCUUUCCUUCUAUCUUCCAUGGCUUUCAUUAAUAGUUCUUUAGGGUGAGGUAUUUAUGUUAAACUUGCCCUCUCUCCUAGGAAAGUGAGGCCUGGGACAUGAUCCCUUCCUCCCCUUUCCCUGCAUUUGCAGGCCUUGAUGAUAUCCCAGUGUCACUUAAUUAGUGACUGUCCCCAACCUUUGUUGCAUUGGGUGGCUGAGAUCUGGGCUUGCCCUGCUAGCUUGAAGAUGAUCUAGGCUUGGGGAAGCAUUUUUUAGACGUUAUUUUUAAAUGUAUGCUACAUAUAUAUGCUGUGCAGAGGAUCUGGGUAUUCUCAAAGCUUCCUGUACAUAGUGGUUUAAAGUACAACCCUUUUGCACUAGCUGCCUUUGGAGAAGCCUGAUGAAGAACUAGCGCCCAAACAACAGCCAACUGCCAUGCGUUAUAAUUUUAUAUAUAUAUAUAUUUUUUAACACCACACAAAAUCAUCUCUGGGCAAGUGCCAGAGCAAGGACUGGCUCUGAAGCUGCUCUGGCCUGGAGGAACAAAUCUUAAAAGAUCUAGAACUUGAGACCAAGGAGGCCAAGGCACCUGUGGUCUUACAGGACUGCCCACAGUAGCCCAGGGCCCCAACAAACAUGUUGGUUCAAGAAUUAGGCCCUUGGAGCUGCUCUUCCUCACCUGUUUCCCCUCUGCUUCCUUCCUUCUUGCUUACCAUGUAACAUACCCAUGGGAUUUGUUUAUUAUUUUUCCAUAUAGAGUAGUUCUUUGUAUAUAAACAACUGAAAAAAAAAAUGUAUGAUAAAUAAGACAGAGUCACCUAGUUUUGUACCUAUUGUGUUUAACUGAUGUGAGCUCAGCGACAAGCCGCUCUCUAUUUUGGUCUUUGUGAUGUUAUACUCUGCAGAAAUAAGCAAAUAUGAUGACAAAUAAAAAUAUAGAGAUAAUAUAGAUUGUA